Molecule: messenger RNA, 6072 nt
Organism: Myripristis murdjan (pinecone soldierfish)
Lineage: Eukaryota; Metazoa; Chordata; Actinopteri; Holocentriformes; Holocentridae
Gene: cc2d1b
Product: coiled-coil and C2 domain containing 1B
Exons: 26
Coding region: 160-2817 (885 amino acids)
Molecular function (GO): DNA-binding transcription repressor activity, RNA polymerase II-specific
Source: RefSeq, a predicted model, not a curated record
GCACUCAGCCCACACGUCCUGUGUCAUGUCAACAGUCAAAACCUCAGAGCUGGCUCUUCAUCUGAGGGCUGACAACCGGCUGAACAAGUGCUGAAUGAGCAGGUUUUACCCGGGUCCGGUCGGUAUCCCUUUGGGUUUGUCGGAAAAACAAGCCGCAGCAUGUUUGCUAAGAAGAAGAGGGCACCUGUGCCUAAGGGUCAGGGCGCUGCUGCAGCCAAACAGAUGGGUCUGUUUGUAGAUUUCAACCCCGAGGAGAUGAUGAUGGGUAUGGAGGAGAACCUGGACGAUCCGGAUUUGGAGGCUGAACUCGCUGCUAUUACAGGAAAUAAAGCCGCUGCUGGAGGAAAGGCCAAGCAGAAGGCGAGGACUCCCUUGCCUAUGGAGGACAUUGCAAGAAUGGCUGAUGAUUGUAUGAGAGAUGUAGAUGAGGACGAAGAUGAUGACAACUUGGAAGAUGAUGAAGAUCUUUUGGCAGAGCUACAGGAAGUGGUGGGUGAGGAGGAAACUGAGGAUGCUGUGACUGCUACCUCCACAUCCUCUGACACUGUUGAAUCGUCUCCAGCUAAUACACCGGAGUCCCUGUCGCCGCAGCAUCAGGAAACAAAGGUUCCUGCAGCCCCAGGCAGCCUCCAGCACACCCUAGAAGAGAGGAUAGCUAUGUACAAGACAGCCAUACAGAAUGCCAAGUCUGCAGGAGAAUCCUCUAAAGUCAGGAGAUAUGACCGAGGCCUGAAGACCCUGGAGACCAUGUUAGCUGCUGUCAAAAAAGGGAGGGCUGUGAAUGAGGCUGAGAUCCCUCCGCCUGUUGCCUCUGGUGCUCCCUCUCGACCCGCCGUUCCCCAGCGACCUCCUCCCCCGGUACCCUCCCCACCUCAGCCUGCUCCCCCCGAGCAGCAGGCAGAGGCAGAGCCUGAGACAACAUCAGUUGUACCAGAGAUUGUCGAGCCCAGCGUUGAGGAUGAUCAGUCAUCCUCUGCCACCCUGCCCACUCUGAGCAGCCUGCCCUCGCCAGAGGAGGAGGCAGAGGAGCCCAGCAGCCCGUCCCAGGACAAUCAGUCACAUGUGGGCGAGGCCACCAAGGCGAUGCUUUUGGAGAGGCAAAAGGAAUACAAGAUGGCAGCUUUGAAAGCCAAGAAGCAAGGAGAUGUGGAGCAGGCAAAGCUUUACAUACGGACCAGCAAGAGGUUCGAUGCAGUGAUCGAGGCGUUGGAGAAAGGACAGCCAGUUGACCUGAGUGGCAUACCUCCCUCUCCAGGACAGGUGGAGGGAGGUGCAGCGCCAGUGAAGGAACCCUCCCCUGGUCAGAGCACACAGGCCACACAGCCGGCUGCAGCAGACCCAGCCCCUGCUGUCCCAUCAGCCCCUGCACCUCCUAAGGACGUGCUGGAGGCCCUGGAGCAGAGGCGAGCCAAGUAUGCGGAGGCAUCGGCUCAGGCCAAGGCCAGCGGAGACGACCGCAAGGCCCGAAUGCAUGACCGCAUCGCUAAGCAAUACCAGAGUGCCAUCCGAGCUCACAAAGCAGGGAAAGCUGUCAACUUUGAGGAGCUCCCUGUUCCCCCAGGCUUUCCUCCAAUCCCUGGCCAGGAGGCGGCAGGAGCUGAGCAGGGAUUUGCUGCUGUGCUGGAGGCAGCCAAUAAACUCGCCUCUACUGAUGCUACCGAAGGAGGGGAUGACGAAGAAAAUGAGGAGAAAGAGGAGGAGUCCAAGCCUCCUGUUCCAGAUAAGCCAAAGAAGCCCAUGUUAGCUGUGCCUCCAACGGCUCCGGUGAAAAAAAGAACUCCCUCUCCUUCCCCUGACAGAACGGCCACCAGGGAAGGCCUCUCCAGUACAGCCGUUCAGCAGCUGGACUUCCUGGAGGGCCGCAGGAAGCAGUACAUGAAGGCGGCUCUGCAGGCUAAACAGAGGAAUGACAUGGAUCAGGCCAAGCAGUUUCUCCGCACCGCCAAGGGCUUUGAACCCAUGAUCGAGGCAGCCCGCAGCGGCAAGACUGUGGACAUCAGCAAGGUGCCAUCGCCCCCUGGUGACGAAGAUGAGGACUUCAUCCUCGUGCACCACAGCGACGUGCAGAUCUCAGAGAAAGCAGAGGAGGUUUACACACAACUGGCCAAGAUACUCAAAGAGCAGUACGAUAAAUGUAUGACUUACUCCAAGCAAUUCACACACCUGGGGAAUGUCACAGAAACAACAAAGUUCGAGAAGAUGGCAGAGCGUUGUAAGAAGAGUCUGGAGAUCCUGAAGCUGUCUCAGGCCAGAGGGUUGGAUCCUCCCAAGCAUCACUUUGAAGAGAGGACUUACCACACCGUCAGGAUAUUCCCAGAGCUGAGCAGCACUGAAAUGGUGGUGGUUGUUGUAAGAGGGAUGAAUCUUCCUGCUCCCAGUGGUAUCCAGACAAAUGACCUGGAUGCCUAUGUCAAGUUUGACUUCCCCUACCCCAGUGCGGAACAACCGCAGAAACACAAAACAGCUGUCAUCAAGAACACUAACUCCCCAGAGUACAACCAGAGCUUCACGCUGUCCAUCAACCGGAACCACCGGGGCUUCAAGAGGGUGUUGCUGUCCAAAGGCCUCAAACUGGAGCUGCUGCACAAAGGGGGAUUCCUGCGGAGUGACAAGCCGAUCGGGACGGCCCACGUGAAGCUGGAGAAACUGGAGACGCAGAGCGAAAUCAGGGAGAUCGUAGAGGUGAUGGACGGUCGCAAGCCCACAGGAGGUCGUGUUGAAGUGAGGGUCCGUCUGCGGGAGCCGCUGAGUGGACAGGACAUGCAGACCUCCACGGAGCGCUGGCUAGUCCUCGACCAAUCAAAGGUUCUUGUUUAGAUGCUGCUCCAACAUUAAAGAUCGCUAACAUUAUACAGAUUAAAGGCACUCAAUCAAAAACACUCAGAGGAAAAGGAGGAGGAGGAGGAGGAGGAGGAGGAGGAGGAGGAGGUAGGGAGGAUGUAGAGAUACAGAUGAGAUGGAGGGUCUGCGGUGUGGACCGCCACACUCUGGCUGUCUGACCCGGACCCACACGGGUCUUUGCCAUCUGAAACUUUGCACACUGCAAGACACAGAGCUCUCUUUGACACGGCGGCCCACCAGGAGGAGACAGGGAGCCGCCUUGUGGAAGGCAAGCUGGCCUCUCGCUGCUCUGCCUCGCUGGCGUGCCUCUCGUCUCCCUCUCUGCGGUCUGGGAAGACGCUGCGGGACGUGCACAUUCUCUUACCGAGCGUUCACACAGCUAGCAACUUGUGCUGCCAGUUGACGGAGAUCCGAUCGCUGCCUGUGACCAGAGAUGCUGGCCGAUGCAAAGCGCGGUUCCCUCGUCUGUCGGCUGGACGUGGGGGCGCCGCGUCGUGCACCAACAUCGCUAUAAAUAUACACCACAGACACAGCAGCAAUCAAUGAUGUGUCAAGUCAGCCAUCAGACGAGCGGCUAGCAGGGUGAGCGCAGGGUUAAAGGGGUGAUACACCAGGCAAAACUUAUGGGCAAAGUGAUUUAAAGCAGCAUUUCACUCUUGGCUGAAAAGUUGGCCCCAUGUAUCACUCCUAACUUUGACAACCGAGGUGUGGCCUUGGCUCUCGUUGAAGGGGCUUGAUGUUGAGCUAACCUGAUCCUGCUGCCCUAGAUGAAAGUUUAUAUCAAAAAAUGUGUACAUAUUCCUUCUAUAUACACGGCUCUGGUUUCUAGAACUGCACUAUGCACUAAUACCAAAGUAAUCACUGUUGCUGUAAGAUCCUGCAUAUUUGAAUUUGCAUUCAGCUGCCACACUUGUUACAAUGACACGAUAAUGUGUGUGAGAUUGAACACGGGAAGGAGUGUUGUCACUUUGACUGUUAGGAGUCUUUAUUUUAUUUUAUUUUUUUUUUUUUUUCACAAAUCCACACAAUUCACAGCAAAGGAAGAAUGCAGGGCAGCCUUAUAGAUGUUUUAAAUAGCUAUAACUGAUAGGAAUAAGCCAAGUGAUAAUUCUCAGUGGUACUAAAAGGUGUGAGAUGUGAGAUGUCAUACUUAAAGAUAAUUAUUUUGAAGAGUACACCCCCUUUUCUUUGACACAUAUCAGUUUAAUUUGAUUAAUAUGUCCUCUCACUGUGGCACUAAACAGUUUUAAAACAUUGUCACCUGUAAACGGGUUUGGGACUGUUUGAUUUAUUUGUUUAUUCUCAUGAAACCUGGUUUACACUGUGUAGCACCAGGCUGCGCACAUCAGAAUCAGAUGACUGAGCUGAAUUUAGCUGAUUAUUAUUUUUUUUUUUUUAGCUUUUACUAUUUUAGGGAAAAAAAUAAAUAGAUCUGGGUUUCAUUCCAGAAAGUGAUGAAUCCAUUUUGGGAAAAGAGUCUGCAGUUUGAGAAGUAUCUGUACUUCAGAAAGGCCGAUGAUGCGGUCCUCCAAACUUUGGAAGUAAAGGUCACAGACUGAUUAAAGUUAAAUAAAUUGCAUCCCAUAUGUUUUAUUUCAGUGCCAUUAAUUAUUUUUGAAGACUGCAUCUUUUUUUUCUCCAUAUGGUGAAAUCACAUUUUGGAGUGAAUCUCAUCAGUGUUUUAAAGGAGUGGUGGCAUUUGAAGACUUGCUGAAGAGGAAGCCAUAAUAUGAUACGCUGAGCCAAUUCAAGCCCAUUUCCAGCCGUUAUACCUCCAACAUGGCAGCAGUGAACCGCUGCCCACUGUUAUUGUGUUACCGUGGUCGCAACAUUUCCCUGUCCCAUUUUAUUUUAUGCCGCAUUUUCAGGAAGGCUUUGUACUGGUUUGAGGAAAUGGGACCUGAGGUUUACUACAAACUGGCCCAGUUAAUUCAGCGACAAAUUAAGGCAUUUAAAUAUUGUUACCCAUCUUUUUUUUUAUUUCCUAUUAGAACAUGUUUGACCCUCUGCUUGUUUACAAAGAUGAAUGAUGUCAGAUUGUUUGUGGACACAACAUUUUCAAAAUGUUUCGUGUUCACCUGGGAAAAAUCAUCUCUAAAGUAUACAUAACUUUUAUUUGUUUUACUGUGGACUGAAAUUAUCUACUUUCCUCAAGAAAAGUAUCAUAUCUUGUUUUCAUUCUGCACUGUCAGUUAUUUUCCACGAGUAGAUUAUUAUUUUCCAACUGAUGGAAAUGUUAUUUUUGAGACUGCUCACUGUUGAAGGCUUCAUGAGGAUUCAGUCAAUCAGAAGCUGAUGACCCUGAACAGGCAAAAAAUAAAUAAAACAAAUAAAGCACUCAUUUCAAUUUUCUAUAAGUUUUUUAUUAUACAUAUACUACAGUUUUUUGAUAAAGACCGCUUUUAUUGACAAAAAAAAAAAAAAAGAUGUACAGGGUUUUUGGCUUUUCAUACAGUUCUUUUUGACUGAUGUCAGUGUUUAAUUAAAAAGAAAAUAUUAAGGAUUUUAACAAAACCCAGUCAAUGACAGGAUUGUAUGAAUGGAUUUUUCUUUUUCCUCAGUUCAAUCCACAAAACAGAAAAUACUGUCAAAAUGCAAAGUUGAUAUGCUCUCGUCACCAUUGCAAGCUCGUUUCUGUAUGCAUGCAAUGUUAUAGUUUGGAUAGUAACAUAUUACAACUGAAUAAAAAAAAAAAGAAAAUGCUACUUUCAAUAAAACAAAUUGCACCUUUUGGAUAUAGGACAUAUUGCACAACUUCAGAUAAUGCCAAAAAAAAAAAAAAAAGGUAACAGAAAACAGGGAGCGAGAGUCACAAAAAUAAAUCCUCGGUACGUCUCCUCUUGGUUUUGCUAAUUUCUAGAAAGAACUGCCGAUGGUGGUCGGUGAAAGCUUCUCCCCUGAAAGCCGUGUCGCACAGUGAAGACACAGUGAUGAGCAACUCGGGCAGAGACGAUCACAGCAAUUAAUUUGUAACUGUUGACCUUCGACCCCUCCGUCACUCUUUUCCCCAACACUUUGAUCAAGCUUCCACUAACAUCGUGCUACAGAAGGUCCUAAAACAUUUCAAACUGUGUAACAAAUGAAUAUGGUGCAGCUACAGGUUUAACUUCAACUUGUUUGUCGACGCGUCAUCGGCUCUUCUGCAGAUAUUCAUGUGAUUGUCUGACUCGGAUGCUGCUGAUUGCAGGUGGAGAGAUCCUCGCUUGUCAUAUUAAGAUUGUUAUACUCAAA